Molecule: messenger RNA, 1799 nt
Organism: Mytilinidion resinicola
Lineage: Eukaryota; Fungi; Ascomycota; Dothideomycetes; Mytilinidiales; Mytilinidiaceae
Exons: 3
Coding region: 1-1464 (487 amino acids)
Source: RefSeq, a predicted model, not a curated record
AUGCGCCUGUUUAGAGCGUCUCCCGCAAGGGAUCCAACGCCGUUAUUAAAUAGCGACAAUGACGACGUCUAUCCGGUUCACAUGCUGGACGACACCAAGACGCUCCGGAACAUCGUCGUUACAUGGACGUUGCGCUUCAACGACGUACUAGAUGCAGACAAGCUACAUGCCUCACUUUCGAAACUGCUGGAUAUUGGGGACUGGAGGAAGGUCGGUGGCCGGCUGAGGCUAAAGGAUGGAAAGCUGGAGAUUCAUGUGCCGCGGCCCUUCACCGCGGAACGUCCAGCCGUGUCGUACACCCACCAGGCCUUAGACAUGAAUAUCGAAUCCCAUUCGCUAGCAAAGACGCUCCCUAGAGCCACCGAUGGCCCAUCAAUUCAGCCUGGCCUCCGGGACUUCAUCUGCCAAUACCGGGAUACGCCCCAGCUGUCGCUUCAUGUCACUUCGUUCGACGAUGCGACACUCGUGGCUCUCUCGUGGCCACACACGCUUAUGGAUGUCAUGGGCCAGCAGGCCCUUCUGCGCGGUUGGUCCCUAGUGCUAGCUGGUCGUGACUCGGAAGUGCCGCCCCUGCUUGGUGUGCGAGAGGACGCGAUAUGCGCAGCCGCAGAUUACCCCGUGAAGAAGGAAGAUCAGGAGGAGUUCGAAGUAGGGCGAAAGCGGCUGAGGGGGUGGGCGAUGUUCAUGUUCGGGCUGCGCUUUGCCUGGGACCUGCUAUGGAACCAGGUCGUCGAGACGCGCACCAUCUACUUGCCAAAGAAGGUAGUAGCUGAGCUGCAACGCCAGACGCAAGGCGAGCUGCCUGCCACGGAUGGCGAGAGGCCCUUCAUCAGCGAGGGCGAUGUGCUGACGGCUUGGGCGGUGCGCGCCGUAGCUUCCUCCCUGCCGCAGCCACGGCCGGUGACAGUAGUUCACGCACUCAACGCGCGCUUCAGACUCUCGUCGCUGGUCCAGACUUCUGGCGUUUACGUCCAGAACAUGGCGGUGGCAGCCUUCACGUUUCUGACUCCCGAUAUUGCAACGAGUCUAGGGCCCGUCGCUUUGGAGAACCGGCGCCAUCUGAUGGAACAAUCGACAGAGGCUCAGGUUUUGGCCUUCCUCCGCGAGCUGCGAUCUACGUCGGGCAGCGAUCCGGCGUUAGUACUGUGUGGUGAGCCUGACGCCGUGUUGAUGCCCUUCACCAACUGGACCCGGGCCGACUUCUUCAAAACAGCUGAUUUCAGCCCUGCGCUUGUGCGUGCUGGCGAGACGGGGCCUUCGAGGAGUAACCCGCCCGGCACUAUGGUCUUUCACCACGCGCAAUCGAUGCGACAGGGACCGACAGUCAGAAACGUCGUCGUGGUGCUUGGGAAGGACUACGGGGAUAACUACUGGUUGACGGGGAUCCUGCUGCCUCAAGCCUGGGCCAAGAUUGAAGAGGACAUAAGUAGAUGUAACGAAAGAUACGCUCCGACCACAGUUUGAGGACUUUCCGCAUCUCAGCGACCCAUGUCUACACAUCUCUCUGCUCCAACGACUGGAUGCUAACCGGCAUGGCGGAAAGCGCUGGAUCUAGGUUCGCGGGAAGUUUGUGUCUGAGGGAGAAUUUCGCUAAGGAGAGCUUGAAAAGAAUGGGAAAGAUACCGAGCGAUGAAACUGAAAAGCGAAGAGGAGCUGAUGUAUCCUUGACGGUAGUAGUAGUUGUAUCGUCAGUUGCCGGGUGCUCUUAUCUAAUCUUACAUGCAAGAGAUACAAGAAUAUUCAGAACCUUCAUAUCUUCUCUAGGGACAUUGGCAUUUCUAGCGUGCCGCCGCUGCUAG